AUGUCUGAGCUAUCAACUAUAUGCGAGAAGAUGUCGAUGGAGUCAUUUCGUACGGACGUCGAUUCCCCACCCACCUUGUUUCUGGUCAAAGACUUCGGAUGGCCCACAACGUCCGCCCGCUAUCGUGGGGACCACACCCAGGAAAGCAACCCAGACUGGGAACACGACCCCUUGGCAUGCACAAAAUUCAAGGAAGAGGCGAUGAGGAAGAUGGAGUCGUGGCUACCACUCAUGCCAUGA
Messenger RNA from Parastagonospora nodorum SN15, 240 nucleotides. RefSeq lists its product as hypothetical. The record is from RefSeq and is a predicted model, not a curated record. NCBI's taxonomy places the organism in Eukaryota, Fungi, Ascomycota, Dothideomycetes, Pleosporales, Phaeosphaeriaceae. The coding region runs from base 1 to 240 and encodes 79 amino acids. The transcript has 2 exons.